AGCUCGUGUCCUUCGCCCGGGUUGACGUUUAACAGUCGCGAAUACAUUAAUUGCAACUUGCAGCGCGAGCGCACACACAAGAAAGGGACGCGGCGCGCGGACGACGGCGCGCGCGGCUCUCGGUUAAGUGGCCGGGGCGGGACGCCGCGUGGGACGAGGCGGAGACAGCGGGCGGGCGCGCGGGCAGCGAGCCGGUCGGGUUGGCGGACGGCUGAUUGUCCGCGUUACCGAGCGCGCUCGGGGGCGUGGCCGCUCGUCGCGCAGACCACGCCCCUCUCACCUACUAGUUUUCUCCAGUUUGGCAUCCCAGAGAUGGUCCAAAGUGAUUCCUCAGGGAAGAAAAGAGCGCAAAUCAGCCGAGCGGGAGCUGCGGAGACUCUGCUGCCCAGGACCGCCGCUUAAUUGCGAGUAAUCUUCCGUUUCAUUCAUCUGAACAGAGAGGACUGUGAAUAAACAAACGGAGCGACGGAGGGCGAAGCGUCUUUCAUCUGCGUGGUUUUCGCCCUCGCCGUGGACUGUUUCUUUUUUUUCCCAAACUGACAUUCUGCCUGUGUUUUCGUCAGCUGCACCUUGAUCCGGGGGACCGUCGCCAACUCGGUGCAGCCUCUCAUCUCGCGCUUCCUCUUUCAUCGCGCUCACGUUGUUCGUCUUUACAGCUGCCGUUCCCCCCUCUUAUUUUCUCGUCUGGAGUCGCUGACAUGAGGUGCAGCUAACCUUGGAUGCUGACAGCUCCCCUUUUCCUUCCACAUGCCGCAUCUUUUGUUUACUUUGACAAACACGCGCGCAACUAAACGCCAAGUGAAAUAGACCACGCCACUUUGCUCCUGUGACAGCGCGAUCAAACAGACACGAGAGGAGGGGAGGCAGGGAGAAAAGGAGGGAGCCCGAGGAGAGGUGGAUUGAGAGAGAGAGAGAGGGGAGAGAGGGGAGAGAGAGAGAGACAGAGGCAGCGAGAAGGUGCGUUUUGAUGUUUGGCAUCCACGAAAGCAUCCAGAGGAGUGGGAGUAGUAUGAAAGAAGAGCCCAUGGUGGCCGGGAUGAACGCGGUUCGGACAUGGAUGCAGGGCGCCGGAGUGCUGGACGCCAACACAGCCGCCCAGAGCGGAGUGGGUCUCGCUCGGGCACACUUCGAGAAACAGCCGCCCUCCAACCUCCGCAAGUCCAACUUCUUCCACUUCGUGCUGGCUUUGUACGACAGACAGGGUCAGCCGGUGGAAAUAGAGAGAACCACCUUCGUCGACUUUGUCGAGAAGGAGAAGGAAACGACGGGGGAGAAGACCAACAAUGGGAUCCAUUAUAGGCUUCAGCUCCUCUACAGUAACGGAAUCAGGACUGAGCAGGACUUGUACGUUCGACUCAUUGACUCCAUGACUAAACAGGCAAUUGUUUACGAAGGCCAGGAUAAAAAUCCGGAGAUGUGUCGAGUCCUGUUGACCCAUGAGAUUAUGUGCAGCCGCUGCUGUGACAAGAAGAGCUGCGGCAACAGGAACGAGACCCCGUCAGACCCCGUCAUCAUCGACAGGUUCUUCCUCAAGUUCUUCCUGAAGUGCAACCAGAACUGCCUGAAGAACGCGGGGAACCCUCGCGACAUGAGGCGCUUUCAGGUGGUGGUAUCGACUACGGUCAGCGUGGAGGGUCAUGUUCUGGCCGUCUCCGACAACAUGUUCGUGCACAACAACUCCAAACACGGGCGCAGGGCUCGGCGGCUGGACCCCUCGGAAGGAACCCCAUCCUACCUGGAACACGCGACCCCAAGCAUCAAAGCCAUUAGCCCGAGCGAAGGCUGGACCACAGGGGGCGCAACAGUCAUCAUCAUCGGGGAUAACUUCUUCGACGGCCUGCAGGUCAUUUUUGGAACCAUGUUGGUCUGGAGCGAGCUGAUCACCCCCCACGCCAUUCGUGUGCAGACUCCACCCAGGCACAUCCCCGGAGUGGUGGAGGUCACGCUGUCCUACAAAUCCAAACAGUUCUGCAAAGGCACGCCCGGACGCUUCAUCUACACAGCGCUGAACGAGCCAACCAUAGACUACGGCUUCCAGAGGUUACAGAAGGUCAUCCCCAGACACCCCGGAGACCAGGAGAGAUUACCCAAGGAGGUGAUCUUGAAGAGAGCAGCGGAUCUGGUGGAGGCCUUGUAUGGGAUGCCGCACAAUAACCAGGAGAUGAUUUUAAAGCGAGCGGCGGACAUUGCCGAGGCUCUCUACACCACAGUGCCACGGGGGCACAACCAGCUCGCCAGUCUCGGCAGCGGCUCCGUCCAUGCCGGCAUGAUGGCCGUCAACUCCUUCACUGGGUCAGAGGUGGCGCAAACAGCCAAUCAGGGUUUCAGUAGGAGCACGAGCAGUGUCUCCCCUCAUGGUUAUGUGCCCAGCUCCACUCCUCAGCAGAGUAGCUACAGCUCUGUCUCCACAAGCAUGAAUGGCUACGCUAACUCCGGCAUGGCAACCCUGGGCACCUCGCCCAACUUCCUCAAUGGAUCCGCAGGCAACUCGCCCUAUGCUAUCGUCCCAUCGAGCCCCACCAUGGCCUCGUCAACAAGCCUGCCCUCCAACUGCAGCAGCUCCUCCGGCAUCUUCUCCUUCUCCCCGGCCAACAUGGUGUCCGCCGCCGUCAAGCAGAAGAGCGCCUUCGCCCCCGUCGUGCGGCCCCAGAACUCCCCUCCGCCCACGUGCACCAGCGCUAACGCCAACAGCCUGCAAGAUCAGUCUUUUGUGGACUCUAGCAAGUACUCAUCAGCCAGCUCUCUGCAGGGCCUGGCCUUCUCCUGAACAGCAAUUCCCGGGAUGAUCGUUCCACCCAUGUAGAGGGUAUCUGGGAUAGCUGGAGAUUUGGGAAUGUUGAGAGGAAAAGACACAGUAGCGGAGUCUGGCGAGUCUGUGAUAUGCUCCGGAGCUGAACUGAAGGAAGUCAAGAUAAGAUGCAGGACUCCGUUAAACUCAGGCCUUUCCACUGGGAUUUCAUCUGAAGGGAUAAAGGAGGAGAACAAAAGGGACAGUACGAACCUUUGUGAUGUUAUUUCCCUCUUGGUUGAUUUAGUGUAGCUUCUCUGACACUGCGUUGGAUGGGGUGUGUAGAGAGUUUGCCCACAGUGUGACACUGACCUCAUAAAAAGAGCAUUUAUUUAACUUUGUGUUUAUGCCUGUUAGGUUUGGGUUUGGUAACUGGAGUCCCAACAGCGAAGCAGUCGAUCUGCCCGUGAGGUUUACGUAACCUCUGUCCCAAUAGAAAACGCUUACCCCUACUGUAGCUCAGCCCCAAAACCACAUCACACCACUGGCCAAAUGGAACAAACGUCCACAGACAAAACACAGAAGAGUCACCCCUUUGAUUUUGCUGCUAAUUAUCUCAUAAAACUAAAAAUGAUGGAAUCACCCUAUGCUUUACAACCCAUGCCUUUUUUGUUUGGGGGGUGGGGGUUGUUUGUUUGUUUGUCCAAUUGUUUGUUUGUUUGUUUUCAAUAAAACUGUGAGGAUUGAGCUGUUUGCAAUAUGCUUUUUCUGCUUGUCAUGUGAAGGAAGGUGAUGAUUUAGCCAAAAUUGACAUUGUGUCAGAGAUGUUAGCAAAGACUUGAAAAGCCAGGGGGAUGUGUGCGUCCAGCCAGCACUGUACUGAAGGAGUCUAGCAAAUAUUAAAUUAGAAUAAAUGCGUAUUAUAUGUGAUAUAUUUUUGUAUAUAAAAAAAAGUUGAAUUUUUAAUUUGACCUUUCGUUUCUUUUUUGCUAUAGAUAUAGUUUCAAAUGUAAACAUUAAAUGUCUUAAGGCAGCUUCUCAGUGCAGAAGAUAGAUUUACUGUGUGUUGUCAAUAUCUCAUCUGCUAAACAUGAGAAACGUGGAUUUGGAUACAAAAACGGGGGGAUUUCUGUAAAAUAACCUAUAAAUAAUGUAUUUAUCUUGUGUAUUUGUACAUGGCCUCUCACCCUCGUUUAGUUGUGUUGUGUAACUUUAUUACAGUAAGUGAACAUAUUUCACUGUGUUCCGUUUCUUCAUUUCGUGUCGUCUCUCACUAUUUAAAUGUGACUUUUUUAUUUUUCAUUUUUGUUUUCGUCUGGUUUUAUGUGUUGAUUGUUUCGCAUCAGUGUAACGUGCUUUCAUUCGUUGAUUCAAAACAUGCCAUUGUCUAUUUUUGUAUUAUUUGUAACUUAAUAAAAAAAUCAUUUUUUCUGUUUUUUUUCCUUAUGAAAAUGUUUAUUGUACGGCAAAAAGUAGCAUCUUAUUCAGAGUAUUUGGUUGAAGUAGAUUUUUUAAGAAUAUAUACACACAUUAAUAUAUACUGUAAAUCUAUAUCUUUUUGUUUUGAACUCUUUGGCUUUCAGAUUGAUACUGCUCUUGAACUGAUAAUAUGCAUGGGUUCUUCUCUUGAGUGACACUUUCUUUUUUGUGUGUGGAAAACAAGAGAACUAAGAAAUUGCUCUGUGUUUUUCUUUCUUUGUGUUUCUCCUUUUCCAACCCGCGUUUCUUUUUUCCUGUGUUUUUUAUGCCUGCUUACAUACUGUAUCUAUAUACUCUUUCUUUUUUUCUGCCACUGUAAUCUUUACCAGCAGUCUAGAUGCCUUAACAAUGCAAACCCAUUCUUCAUUCAAUCACUUGUACAGUUUUCUACCCUCACCACAAUUGUCUAUUGCCACAGAGGAAUUCAUGGGAACUUGGGGGACAAAGCACAAACCCACUCUGUUUGGUGGUGAAGCCAGACUAGAAUGCAAAGAGCCAUAAUUCAACAAUCACACACGCACACACACACACACACACACACACACACACCCCGAUGUACUAUAAUACUAAAGCAAUGGCACGCUUUGAAGGACAGUCAGCGCUGAGAGGCCUGUCUCAGCUGUGCUCAUUGCACUUUAGUGUUCACAGAAACACUGUCUCUUUUGUAGUGAUUAUGUAGCUUUAUUCUUUUGGUUUUAGAUUAAUGAAAUAAUUUCAACAGCAUGUUGGUAAUAUUUCUCAUUAACCGCAGGAUCACAACAGUGUGACAGCACGGGGCUGUUUUAAUUGUAGUACAAAGGGGCGCAGAGUGAAGACGAGCGCUGUCACAGCACAAUUGUAAUCUCACACAUGGAGCCGUAAGUCUGACUCCAGUAUCUGACAGUCGAUCCCCCAGUCCUGCUCUCCCUGCAUUUGCCUUUGGACAAUACAGCUUCAUUACGAGCUAAAGAGAACAAGAACAAGUGAGGAAGCAUGAAAGGGAGCUUCUUGGCCCCUCAGCCAUCUCUGUAGUCUUUUCUUUGUGUCUGCCGUGUGUCUUCAAGCUGUUGCUGGACAGAGAAUAGGGCUUUUCUCUCUGCUUUUCUUUUCUAGAGCCUGGUUUUGUUAAGUGGGUAGAAAGGGGCCGUUUUAACGGAGGCGCCUGCUGACAGAUGAGUGUUUUGCAGGCACUUGUGUUCCUGUGCUGGUCUGGGCCGGGGCGGGAGGGGCCCACACCGUAUCUGUUUCAAAUGAACUACAGAGGUCUGUUGUCAUACAAUGGCUUCUUUGUAAGCAAAGUUCCAUCCUGAUUAUUAAUAUUGGUAAUGGGUGACGAAGUUUUGUAUUUAGGUAACAACAACAACGAAAAAAGAUGCAAACCAAAUAGCUGGUGUCUAUUUUUUCCUCUGUUUUGUCUUUGACUGCAAAUACACUGAACAGCUCUAUGAUAUAAGGGAUGAAAAGAUUCUACUGUAUAGAUUGUUAUUGUUUUUGAUGAAAACCGAGCUGUAAGAUAACUUUUGGACUCUCACAAUGUUGAAUUAAAGUUACCUCUUGUCUGUGA
Messenger RNA from Betta splendens (Siamese fighting fish), 5750 nucleotides. RefSeq names its product EBF transcription factor 1a (gene ebf1a). The record is from RefSeq and is a predicted model, not a curated record. Gene Ontology annotation, biological process: regulation of transcription by RNA polymerase II. Gene Ontology annotation, molecular function: DNA-binding transcription factor activity, RNA polymerase II-specific; RNA polymerase II cis-regulatory region sequence-specific DNA binding. Bases 968 to 2767 code for a protein of 599 amino acids. The transcript has 17 exons. Lineage: Eukaryota; Metazoa; Chordata; Actinopteri; Anabantiformes; Osphronemidae.